UCAUGCAGCCUCUGUAACUAAGGCUCCUGAGGCCUAUAGCAACGCAAACGGAAGCUGCCGCCUACACGUAGAUUGACACUUCAAUCCUCCAAUCCGUACGCGGAACCUGACCUUAGCAACCAAUCAGGAUACAGCAUGUCAGGUCAAUGGGCGUUGCUUCCUGCGGCCUUGGUAACCGCAUGGUAACCCGCUGUAGAGCUGUGGAUUCCCGCUCACGCUUGGAGUAAGACUCAGGAGCUGGCGGAAGCAGUCUCCACACGCCGCACUAGCGCAGCUUCCUGUCCGCAGUCCUAUUCCCAGCACCAUGAAGAUCGAGGAGGUGAAGAGCACCACGAAGACCCAGCGCAUCGCCACCCACAGCCAUGUCAAGGGCCUCGGCUUGGAUGAGAACGGGCUGGCCAAGCAGGCGGCGGCUGGGCUGGUUGGUCAGGAGAAUGCCCGGGAGGCAUGCGGGAUAAUAGUAGAGUUAAUUAAAAGCAAGAAAAUGGCUGGAAGAGCAGUGCUGCUUGCUGGACCUCCUGGAACUGGCAAGACUGCUUUGGCUCUAGCCAUUGCUCAGGAGUUGGGCAGCAAAGUUCCUUUUUGUCCUAUGGUUGGGAGUGAAGUCUAUUCCACAGAGAUUAAGAAAACUGAAGUAUUAAUGGAGAAUUUCCGAAGAGCGAUUGGUCUUAGAAUUCGUGAAACAAAAGAAGUGUACGAAGGAGAGGUGACAGAAUUAACCCCAUGUGAGACUGAGAAUCCAAUGGGUGGCUAUGGCAAAACAAUCAGCCAUGUUAUUAUAGGCCUAAAAACUGCAAAAGGAACCAAACAGUUAAAGCUGGAUCCCAGCAUCUAUGAGAGUUUACAGAAGGAGCGAGUGGAAGUUGGGGAUGUCAUCUACAUUGAAGCAAACAGUGGUGCAGUAAAGAGGCAGGGCAGGUGUGACACCUAUGCCACAGAGUUUGACCUUGAAGCAGAGGAGUACGUGCCCUUGCCAAAGGGCGAUGUCCACAAGAAGAAAGAGGUGAUUCAGGAUGUCACAUUACAUGACCUGGAUGUGGCGAAUGCAAGGCCUCAGGGAGGACAAGACAUUCUGUCUAUGAUGGGGCAGCUGAUGAAGCCAAAGAAAACAGAAAUCACAGAUAAACUGAGAGGCGAAAUCAACAAAGUGGUGAACAAAUACAUUGACCAGGGCAUUGCAGAGCUUGUUCCCGGAGUGCUUUUUAUUGAUGAAGUUCACAUGCUAGACAUUGAAUGUUUUACUUAUCUCCACCGAGCCCUGGAAUCAUCACUCGCCCCCAUUGUCAUCUUCGCUACUAACCGAGGGAACUGCGUCAUAAGAGGCACUGAGGAUGUGGUUUCCCCUCACGGGAUCCCUCUGGACCUGCUGGAUAGAGUGAUGAUUAUCCGCACCAUGCUUUACACCCCUCAGGAAAUGAAGCAGAUUAUAAAGAUCCGCGCACAGACUGAAGGGAUUACCAUUAGCGAGGAAGCCUUAAAUCACUUGGGAGAGAUCGGCACCAAGACAACAUUAAGAUACUCUGUCCAGCUGCUGACCCCAGCUAACCUCCUCGCUAAAAUCAAUGGCAAAGACAGCAUUGAGAAAGAACAUGUGGAAGAAAUCAAUGAACUGUUCUACGACGCAAAAUCAUCUGCUAAAAUAUUGGCUGAGCAACAGGAGAAGUAUAUGAAAUAAGAAAACAAGAAUCCUCUUUGGAUAUCUUCCUCCAUUAACUGUCAUAUGAUGAACUGUUUUUUUGAACUGAAAUUAUACUAGGGAAGGCCUCACAGGAUGGCUGUGUCCCCUAUUCCUGGGCUGGAAAAGACAAACAUUGUAAAAUGUAUUUAAUUGUCAUUUUUCUGCUAUAAAUGUUUUAUAUUGAAACCUAAAAACAUAUUUUUUUUUUUUUCCUUCAUUAUCUGCAUUUUGAAAGUCUUCAGCCAGGUAAACAGAUUAAUUGUUGCAUGGUAAAUCUGGCACCAGCCCCUUUAAGAUAUACAAAGUAGCCUGAGCCUGGCAUGUGAAUAUAACGGAUUAAAGAGGAGAAAUGCUUUCUAGAGUUAUUCCCCAGCACCUGUGCAAUUAUCAAAUCCAUCUCCGCCAUGAAGUUUUUACAACCAAAUUGCCAAGGCUGGUAAGAAGCUUUCCGAUUCAUUAUGUGCGGGAAGCAGGCCCUGCCGAAAAAGGACAUAUUAGUUACAUCUUAUCAGGCUGACACCUAGUCUCGCAACAAUUACAGCAGACACAUAUAUUCUGAAAUUUCAAUUUCAGUGAAGAAAAAAAAAAAGUUAAGAUGGUGGCGGAGGUGAGGGAGGGUGGAACAGCCUUUGGAUUUUGCAUACAGUAAGUGAGAGCACAGCUGUAGGUGGUGCAGCUGGAAAAUAAAUAACAAUAUCUAUACAUUAUCCUCCAUUUUGCUGUCUGUGGCAAAUGUAUUGACUUCUUGCUCAGGAGAUAGUCCUCAUUUUUUAUUGUGGUUAUAAGAACAGAAGAAAGAUUACUACAGCUGCGUGUUCUUAUUUACCUUUAGCGCUCCUUUAUCUCGGCCAUGCAUUUGAUAUAAAUGUUUACAGGCUAAUUGAAGAUAAUUUAAAAAAAAAAAUCCCAUAGGCAGCAUUUAAAGGAUCCUAUAGGGUCGUGUACACACUGGAAUAGCUUGUGAAGCCAGAUAAUUUUACUAUUUUGAUUUGUAAAUUGAUGCCGGAUACACCUGGUCUUACUACUUCCCCUCUGUAAGCCUGUGAUUUGUGUGUAUUAUACAAGUAAUUCCAUGAAACUAGAAAAAAAAGGUUUUUAAGGAUGUUAUAAAAAAAAAAAAAAGUCCAAACAAUGGAAUCUGCAAUGCUUUGUUCCCAAAUGUAAAGUAAUUCACUUGAAGCAAAUAAAUCUUAUUGCUAGUUCUGUGUUAAAGACUUCAGAAGAGAAGGUUUUAGGGGUAAUUGAUUUCUGACAGCCUCCAAAUGAGUCAACAAUGUAGCCAGGUGAUAGGACCCCCGGACAGGCAGGGGGAGAGAAGCGGUUGGCGGCGGCGGUCUAUGGCACCGCAAAAGCCACUGCAGUGCAUUGGUUUAAAGCGCCCGCUUUAAAUCAAUGAUCUGUAGCAGUGUCGCGGGGGGAUAAACAGCCAAUAACUUAUACCGGAAUAUCGGUAUAAGUUAUCGGUAUCGGCCCUAAAAAAAGAUAUCGGUCGAUCCCUACCAUCUAUUCAUAUGCGGCCCAUCCACUGGUACAGCAUUGACAUCGGGAAAAUCACGCUAUAGUGCAACGGAGAGCCUCUCCUUCUGAGCGGUGCACUAUCACCCUGUCUUCUGUGCCUCAAAACGCCUCCAAAGUGCAUUCACAUAAAAAGCAUAAAGUUCAAAGAAAGAGAAAAUAGGGGGAGCACUCGCAAUACUGGGUUUGAUGAAAGUGCAGGAAAGCCUUUAAUCAGGUGCAGCAGACAUAAAACGGCUGGACGCCAGGACACCCCGCAACAUGGGUAAGCAGCUUUCACGCCAAACACAGGGCGCUUCUUCAGACCACUCCCCUUCCGACACCUGACCAGGUAAAUACACCUCUUUUUGUCACAUGACGGAAGGGGGCGUUUACAAACAAAAGGUAAAAAACGCAUUGCUGCGGGAGCACAC
Molecule: messenger RNA, 3606 nt
Organism: Hyla sarda
Lineage: Eukaryota; Metazoa; Chordata; Amphibia; Anura; Hylidae
Gene: RUVBL1
Product: RuvB like AAA ATPase 1
Exons: 11
Coding region: 305-1675 (456 amino acids)
Biological process (GO): regulation of transcription by RNA polymerase II; chromatin remodeling; box C/D snoRNP assembly
Cellular component (GO): NuA4 histone acetyltransferase complex; Ino80 complex; R2TP complex
Molecular function (GO): ATP hydrolysis activity; ATP binding; DNA helicase activity
Source: RefSeq, a predicted model, not a curated record